UAUUGUACAGAGUAGGAAGACGAAGUGUUGGCAUUGCUCCAGGCUUGAAUCGUAGUUGCUUCGCAGGUACAGGCAGCCCAAGCAGUUCAUAUUUAAGGUUCCGUGCGAAAGCAGUAGUCUCAAAAUGACGACUGCAUACUUGCCCAUAUUUUAUGUCCUUCGCAUUACAGAGCGCAAGCCACUUUUUUCUAAGGUCUUCAUCCUUUGGGAGCCUAUGAAAUCGAAGAGAAGUCCCUCUUGAGUACACUGACGUGCACCCAUUCACCAUACAACUUGCUGGCAUAGCAAGGUUAUGAAGCGCGCUCGACCUGCACUCCCUGGCCUCCCGACCAGCACUGCUGCUGCCUGCACUGGCGGACCUAUCCUUCCACCACCAAGUGACGUCACGGGCAGGUGCGCCGUUCCUGCCAACUGUUGCCUUCCGCCCCCCCAUGAUGGUUUCACCUCUUAGUAAGUAUGUCCAUCUUGAUCAGCACCGCCGCCACGCGCAGCUGUAGCGUAUGCUUCCAACUUUACCUUUUACCAUCUCGAGCAGGUAGGAAAGAGUCGCCUAGUUCGCGUGUGGCUGCCGGCGUGAGGGUGAGGCAGGAAGACGAGCGAUUAUGUGGGUGGCAGUGGUAGUUCCGGUGGUGGUGGUGGUGCUGUCGGCCCUGGUGAACGACCCUCUGGGCCUCCUGUACUCACGCCCCGAAGUACCCACGACCACGAUCAGCGCGCCAUCCCAACCCAAGGAGGACGUCGGGGAGCCUCUAUUCCUUACGCCCCUUCUGGAAGUUGGGAGGAUCGAGGAGGCGCGAAGGCUGAGUCGAGUGCCGUUGGGCGAGGAAUAUGGGUUAAGCUACGCGGGUUUCUUCUCCGUGGACAAAGCCUUCGACGCCCACCACUUCAUCUGGUUCUUCCCGGCGAGGGAGGCUUGGGAGGCCGCCCCUGUGAUGGUUUGGCUUGACGGGGGUCCGGGGCUCUCCUCCAUGCUGAGCCUCUUCUCCAUGCACGGGCCUUUCUCCCUGACCCGCGAGUGUGAACUUGUACCCCGCCAGCACACCCUAACCAAGGUCAUCAAUGUGAUCUAUAUUGACAACCCCGUCGGUGCAGGCUACAGCUUCACCAGCACUGAGGACAGCAUCCCCAGGGACCAGGUGAAGGUGGGCGGCCAGGCGCUGGCCAGCCUCACGCAGGUGCUGCAGAUGUUCCCGGAGAUUAGCGACAACAACCUUUACAUCGCAGGACACUCUUACGCAGGGAAGUUCGUGCCUGCGCUCGCCCACGCCAUCCACACCCACAACUUUGAGGCCCUUCACAAGAUACAACUUAAAGGUAUCGGUCUCGGGAACAGUUUGGUGGAAUCGGAGUCUGUGAUCAACUACGGAGACAUGCUUUACGCGACCGGGAUGGUGGACGAGAAAGAGCGACGCCACUUCAAGGCCCAGAGCGAGAAGGCUAAGAGUCUCGUGCGGCAGGCCAAGCUAGAGGAGGCACAUCUGGUGGUGGGGGGGCUGAUGGGCACACACCAUGGCGCCUCACACUACGAGCAGCUGACGGGGGUCACCAACACACUCAAUUUUAUGGACGACUGCUCAUCCAUCGAGGAGAUGCACUACAUGGACCACUGCGUCAUCCUGCCCAUCUUCCGGCGCGCCCUCCACGUGGGCAACAAGACUUUCCAUCAACCCUUUUACCUAGGAAAGUUUUUCAAGGCUGAUGUUUUCCGCAGCACCAAGCCCUGGAUUGAAGAGAUGAUGAACAACAGCGUCAAGGUGCUGAUGUACAACGGGCAGCUGGACCUCUCGGUGCCCUACGCGUCCACGGAGCGUCUGGCGCGCACGCUCCACUGGCCGCACAAGGAGGAGUACAUGCGAGCGCCGCGGCGUGCGUGGAAGGUGGAGGGGCAGGUGGCGGGCUACGUCAAGGAGGCGCGUGGGCUGGUGCGGGUGUUGGUGCGCAAGGCCAGCCACACCGUAGGCCACCGCCGACCACACUGGAUGCUUGACAUGUUCAGCAGGUUCAUGACGCGCGACACCUUCCUGUAAGGGUGGUGGGAGCGUCCGCCAACCUGUGGGCCAUUUCGGCCAUGGCCAAGGAAGAGGAUGUCAAAUCCCUUCCCAAUGGGUCAGUGCUGCCGGUGGCCGGGCUGGAGCCUGGUCAGACGGGUUCAGCCUCUCGGCUGUGGCAUCAUAGAAAAACAAAACUAGGGAAUUUGGGUUAAACUUAGUGCUGUUUCAGGGAAUCAAAAUACUCUGACCAAGGCCUUGAGUGUGUCUGUUGUAGAUUUAUGCGUCACAAAUAUACUGUGUAACGGAAAUAUGAAGUAAUUGCAUGAACCUCUGGCCUGAAAGCACCCAGGGAUUUUUUUUUACACACCAGCCUAUAGCGCCGGUAGGCUUUCUUGAGGGGCCUGGUGGUUGGCCCCAGCCUGUCAUGGCGCAGAUAAGUGUUUCUAGAGACGCCAUCUAUUCUUGGCUCAUGCUGUCCUCCGAAGCUCAUUCUUGAUUCACUUGGACGGUUUCCUAAAUAAUCAGGGUUGAUGGGUGGUCUUAAGGAUAGCAUGUGGGUAGUCUUAGGGCCGCUUUCACAGUUACUUUUGUUUGCUUUGAUAGUUACCAAUGAGCGGCGAUCGCCGCUACUGACAAGAAAUCCGCUUUCACAGGCGUGUUACGUGGCGCUGUUUGUUUGCAUCAGUACCAUCAUGGCGCAGAUAAGUGUUUCUAGAGACGCUAUCUAUUCUUGGCUCAUGCUGCCCUCCGGAGCUCAUUCUUGAUUCACUAGGGAUAGGCAAGUACCGUUAAUUUGAGUACCGGUAGUACCGGUACCGAAAACUCAAGUACCGUUAGUACCGGUACCGGUACCGGUACCCGAAGGAGUUUUUUUUUUUUUUUU
Messenger RNA from Eriocheir sinensis (Chinese mitten crab), 2874 nucleotides. RefSeq names its product probable serine carboxypeptidase CPVL. Bases 603 to 2027 code for a protein of 474 amino acids. Lineage: Eukaryota; Metazoa; Arthropoda; Malacostraca; Decapoda; Varunidae. Gene Ontology annotation, biological process: proteolysis. The transcript has 9 exons. Gene Ontology annotation, molecular function: serine-type carboxypeptidase activity. The record is from RefSeq and is a predicted model, not a curated record.